Molecule: messenger RNA, 3925 nt
Organism: Cydia pomonella (codling moth)
Lineage: Eukaryota; Metazoa; Arthropoda; Insecta; Lepidoptera; Tortricidae
Exons: 10
Coding region: 190-3786 (1198 amino acids)
Source: RefSeq, a predicted model, not a curated record
AGGAAGGCUUUUUGUCGGAAAACUCGGAUUUCAUGUUAGCGGUUGUGGGGGUAUCCAUGUGAGUAGAAGGAUUUUGAUAUAUCCAUAGUCUUCGGCGACUCAUAAAACGUAAGACUUCUUUGUUAAAAUACCAUUCAAACUUGUGUUAGCUUAGAAAUUCAAGGGAGAGACUAUCGGUAGGUAUAGUUCAUGGUUUUACCAUGCUCGAUACAAGUAUCAGAUUUCAAUAUGGCUGGGACUAAAAUAAACACGAAGGCACGAAAAGAUGAUAGGAGCAAAGGAAAUAAGACUUUAAAUACUAAUUCUGAAGACACUGAAGAUCACGACUUUUCUUUGCUAAGAAAACCUGUAUCAACCAGUAUCACAGGAUUUGCUCAAGCAAGGAAAAUAUUUGAUUUUGCCACAGAGGAACUAAAGAGUCUUCUAGCCAAUGAAUGUGAUUUACUAUAUGAGUGCAAAGUAUGUCGCAAUAUAUUCCGAAGUUUGGCGAAUUUCAUAUCUCACAAACGUGUUUACUGUAAAGAGAAAUUUAACUCAUCAGUUCACAGUCAUUUUGUCAAAAAUAAUUCAGCUGUGAAUGAAAUAUUAAAAAUAAAGCAGAUGGAAGAAGCUUAUCAAGAUUCCUUGAAAGUUACCAACUUUGUGUCCGAUGAGAAUGAAGACCGGAUUCCAAUUACAAAAGACUUGACCGGAAUAAUGGAAAAACUUACUAAAGUCAAGGGCAGAUAUAAUUUUGACGAACAGCAAGUAACACUACAGAAAAUACCUAACAGCUCUGUAGCAGUCUUUCAGAGUCAUUGCGAAGAGAACAAAUAUGACAAUAUGCUUGCUCAAGUACAGGAACUAGACAACAUGAUAUCACAAGACAAUGCAGUCCUACAACGUGACGGGUCUUUCAAUGUGCAAAGUUCACUGAAUGCUGACAAGACCGAAGACUCUGACAAUGUCAUACAAAUUAGUGAUGACGAGGACAGCGACGAGGAUGGCGUGCCGAAAUGCAAGAUAUGCGACAUGCAGUUCUCUACGCAGAAGACCUUGAAGUUCCACAUGAAGUACAAGCACCUGGAGAGCCGGCUGGUGUUCCCGUGUCCUGAUUGUUUUGAGAUAUUCUCCACCUCCUGGAGUGUUUACCGACAUCUUUUCAAAGUACACAGGAAAUCGGCAGCACAAAUCAGAAGGCUGAGAGAUGCCAUACAGGCGAAAGCUUUUAGGAUGAACAACCCUCCAGCUUUUUAUGAGAAAAAGAAGAAUUCCAAACCGAUUACACCGCAAAAGAUCUCUGAAGAAGAGAGAUUGGACCAGGAGAAUCAGGCAUGGAUGGACAACAUGGAGGGCGACGGCGAGCUGCCGCGCUGCGGCGGCUGCGGGCGCACGUUCGAGCGGCGCGCCGCGCUCGCCGCGCACACGCACACCUGCCAGCCGCGCUCCAGGGCGCUGGCGCGCCGCCCCGACGCCAAGCGCAUCGAGAUACAGAUCCGCAAGGACUACCACAAGGGGCCCACCGGCAACCCGCUCAAGGACACAGAGGAAAAAGUCAUUGACCCGAUUCCCGACCCGAUUGUGAAAGACAGUGAACCUGAAAUUAUACCUACACAAAAGAAGCCAGAAGCCCGCGAAAAUGUACUGGAAGAAGCCACUAUGGAUAUAAUCGAUGACAGAUCUAGUGACAGCGUAGAUUCCCCAGAAAAAAUAGUCAAACCACAAACGGAAAAGAAAACCAAGCUCAGACUUCCAUUCGCGCAUCAAGCUGAGAAAAGUAACCUAGCCGCUUUCAAGCAAAGAUUGCGAGGGGAUGUGGAUAUGGAAAAGCUACUCUGUAAGAAAUGUGACGCAAAGCACACGCGAGUACAAGAAUUACACGAGCACAUGGCUGGGCACUACAAAUGGAUGCGCUACGCUUGCAAACUAUGUAACUUCAAGAACUAUGACUUCGAAAAACUGCCCGAGCAUGUCAAAGUUGUUCAUAAACUGAAAGGCGAUUCAGAUUUCUACUUCAGUACGGUGAAAGCGCUCGAUGGCCCGGAAGCUACAGAGCUGGCGGAGCCGGUCGAAGAAAGUGAUGUGAAUGAAGAGAGUUCCGAGUCGCGACGGCCGAGCCGGUGCUCGAGCGACUCCAGUCGGCUGUCGGACGACAGCUCCUCCAGCAGCACGCGCGAGGUGGGCUCCAGGAAACGGAAGAUGUACCAGAAUAGGAGUGGCGGCAAGAAGAAGAAGGAGAAUGAUGAACCGGACAACAUUAAGGAGGACGCUACAGACGGUACAAAUAACAUCGAGGAUAGUGAAUCAUCAUCAAAUGUUAAAGCGUUUGAAGAGAAUUCAUCUGACAUAGACGACCUUGAAGAUAAACUCGCAAAGCAGGCCACCAAAGGACAAACUUCUUCCUAUGUAUCGCGGAGACCUGUUCGUAAGAAGACUAAACCAAAGAAUGAAGACUUUGAAUACGAUUUAUCAAACCUCUUGAAAAUGGAAGCACAAGGUUACAGGGACUCUCAGAUUGUCACACCAGUAAAGCCUAUACAAACCAAGAAAAAGCUAUUACAAGAACUACAAAGUAACUACGAUAAUAUAAAUAAAGAACAUGUUGGUGCUUUAACGUUACUCUCAAAGAAAGCAGUUGAUAGAGCUGCAGCUGAAUUGAAAACUACUAACUUCGGUCUUCCAAUGUUCAAUGUCCAAAAGGAGCUUAGAGUCUCCAAUGUAUUUGUCAGGCCCAUGACACCGAAAGGGUCAAGAGGAGACAAAAUGUCGCCGAGAAAAGACAUAACUGAAGACACAGUGAAAGAUGGUCCAAGCUCAAAUAAAAUGCCGAAAAUACAGGACAGUUUCUCUAUUAAAGAUUUAAAAAGUAACAAGAUAGUUGAAGAGUUGACAAAUAACAGCAAAGCAGAUGCUAAAUCAUCCAUAAGCAUACCUAACGACAAAGCUUGUAUUAAUAAUGAACAACCCGUUAACUCUGAACAAAAUGAAACCGUAAAAGCAGUCAAUAUUUCCGCAGUAAACAUUCCUAUAAAAUUUCGCCGACAAAGUUUGGAAGUCAUGAAGAAUCCUAUUAUAACCAAAAACAUUUCAGACUUCUCCAAAGCGGGAAAGAAAACUAAAAUUCUCCUCAUAAAACCUAUAAAUAGGAACAAAGAUGGAGUUUCUGUAAAUACUCCGCUGACGUUUCAAACGAUAAAAUUAAAGGAGCCAAAUAAGGGUACAACUUCCAAUGAAGAAAAUUCUAAUGACCAAAUAGUUGUGGUAAAGGUUCCCAAAGUUGAACGAAGUAUUUCACGGAAUGUACCUGAUAACAACGUGAACAAUAACAAAAGAAUAGUCCAAGCUGUUAGGCCAGAAUCUGUGAAUGAUGCGGAAGCUAAAAUAGUCCCGGACGCAGCAAGCUGCCCUGCAGGCUCGAGUGAGAAUACCACCAAGAAACCUGAAAUAAGCAGCGCUGAAACUAAUUCUAGUUGUAACACUAAUAGAGUGGAUCAAAUUAGUUCUAACAAUAACAUUGACAUAGAUAGCAGUAUUCCUCAUAUUGCAAAGUCUUUCUCAAACGGAGCAAACAUUUUAGAAAAUACUAAAAAUCUUGAAAAAGAUGGUUGUGUUAAUCAAGUAAGUAGCAUUAUGUCUGAGCCCACGGAUAUCCAGGAGAUAGAUAAUAUUACUCCUAAUGCUGUUGUGGAAUCAGAUAAUGUUAAAAGUUAUUCAAAAUUCACUUGUAGUUUUCAAGAAUCGCCAGUAAUUCAGAAACCCGAUACUGAAUUGGUAGGUUUAAGUCAUGGAUCGCGUACCUCGUUAUAAUGCCAUAAAUCUUCAGGAAUCUGUAAGUACAGAUUUUACACUGUCAAAUGAUACUUUAUCCUAAUAAUGAUUGUGAUUCAUUAAUUUUAACGUAGCGAUAGGGCAACUAAAAUGAGUUUAGUUCAAGGAAAUUGAAAUU